Drosophila santomea is the source of this 2345-nucleotide messenger RNA. Its product is annotated as probable isocitrate dehydrogenase [NAD] subunit alpha, mitochondrial. Gene Ontology annotation, cellular component: mitochondrion. Gene Ontology annotation, biological process: isocitrate metabolic process; tricarboxylic acid cycle. The transcript has a single exon. NCBI's taxonomy places the organism in Eukaryota, Metazoa, Arthropoda, Insecta, Diptera, Drosophilidae. Bases 129 to 2261 code for a protein of 710 amino acids. The record is from RefSeq and is a predicted model, not a curated record. Gene Ontology annotation, molecular function: isocitrate dehydrogenase (NAD+) activity; magnesium ion binding; NAD binding.
CCAGUUGAUAGGCUUAAACACUAUCUCCUGGCUCGAAACGUCAUCCGACUACCAAUCGCUCGCACCUUUCUUUCAUUAACUCAACAACACACUUCUGGGCUGUAAUUUUAUCAAAAUUUCAGUUGACCAUGUCCGGCACUUGGUUCAAAUGGACUGCUCUUCCCGGGCGGCCCAGAACCGUCGUCCUAAAAACUAAUGGAAGGAUUCUACGGCUUUUGGACGAUGCCGUGGUUCGAUUUCGCCAGCCGUUUUUCGAAUCUUGGCGGCGUCGCAGGCGCUUUGAAGACCACGAAAAGAGAGAUGUCCCAGUACGACAGCAGGUUCCAAGAAUACGGCACAAUCGCUUUCCAGCGACUAAGGAAAAUCCUAGUCACCAAAAGCCCGAAGUUCUGCCUAGAAAGGGUGAAGUGCUUGUUCCCAUUCGCAUUCAGCCACCACGGAAUUCAAUGGGUUUCCCAGUAAGAAGAUUCUUUAGCAGCUCCUCUAAUGAUGGAGGUUCUGGCGAACCACCGGAAAAUCGUGAAGGAAAGCUUAUUAAGUUUACAGUGGGCUCUCGUAUAGAAAAACCGAAGACGGGCAAGAUUGAAGUAUCCAAAAAAGGACCUUUGGGUUUUGAAACAACUAAGCUACCAGAUCAAGAGUCGCAGUCCGAUUGCUUAUCAGGAUUAUCUAAAAAGACUUCAGACAAGGAUACAAAUUCAGACACCAGUACCACAAAGGCUUCUUAUCAAUCGGGAAUAUACGGGAAUGAAGAUGAUAUGCCCAGAUCCUACUCAGAAUACAUCAGCGUAACAGGUGUAGAGCAGUGGGAACCCAAAACUCCUUCAUGUGUUCAUUCCCAGCAACCCGAAAUAUGCCAAAGUGCUAGUAACCCACCAACGGGAGGGAAACCACCCACCAAACCUCCAACUGGACCUAGUACCCCGUCAGGACCCAGCAAUCCUUCAAGACCACCGUUUAGAAAGAAUAAUCCAUUUAGCGGAACGGGAACCCAACCGCCUAAGAAACCAACUUUGGGAAGUAAACCUCCUGGUAAAGAUCCAUUAAGAAGUACUUCCACUCCAAAACCACCAACGAAAUCCAGUAAGCCUCCUAGUAAACCACCAGCAGGAACAGAGAAAAAGUCAGCCAGUAAACCACCGACUUUAAGUAAGCCUCCUGGUAAAUCUCCACCCUCGGGACCCUCGGCACCAACAGGAGGUCAAGGUCAGAAGGGUGGAGCUGGAGGUAAGUCUGCAGGUGGACCGCGGGUCAUAACCCUCAUGCCUGGCGAUGGCAUCGGACCGGAGAUCUCGAUGGCAGUCAUAAAGAUCCUCGAGGCCGCAAAAGCACCACUGAUCUUCGAGCCCGUAGACGUGACCCCAGUGAUGAAUAGCCUGGGUCAGACAUCGGUGCCCGAGCAGGUCAUCGAGAGUAUGAACCGAACGAAAGUUGGUCUCAAGGGUCCACUGAUGACGCCCGUGGGCACUGGCUUCCGCUCCCUGAAUCUAACCCUGCGCCAGCUGUUCAACCUAUACGCCAACAUCCGCCCGUGCCGAUCUCUGCCAGGCGUGGAAACCGUUUACGGCGAUGUGGACAUUGUGACCAUUCGCGAGAACACCGAGGGUGAGUACUCGGGCAUCGAGCACACCCUGGUCAACGGAGUGGUGCAGAGCAUCAAGCUGAUCACACGGAAUGCCUCGCUCCGUGUGGCCGAGUACACCUUCCAGUACGCCCUGGCUAUGAAGCGGAAAAAGGUUACGGCCGUGGCCGAAUCCGCUGUGAUGAGGAUGUCGGAUGGUCUAUUCCUGCAGUGCGUCCGGGAAAUGGCAGCCAAGUAUAAGAGCAAAAUGGACCAGGCGGGCAUCAAAUACGAGGAGUCAACCAUGACCACCGUCUGCCUGAAUAUCGUCCAGGAUCCCAAGCGAUACGACAUGCUGGUGCUGCCCAAUCUGUACGGGGAUAUCAUCUCGGACACCUGCGCCGGAUUGAUUGGUGGAUUGGGUCUGACGCCGUCGGGUAAUGUGGGCACGAAUGGCGCCAUUUUUGAGUCGGUUCACGGAACUGCUCCGGAUAUUGCUGGCAAGGAUCUGGCCAACCCGACUGCUCUGCUGCUCUCCUCCAUUAUGAUGCUGCACUACAUUGGAUUGCAUGAGCAUGGGGACAAAAUAGAGAAGGCAGUGCUGAAGACCAUCAGGGAUGAUAAUGUCCGCACUAUGGAUCUGGGCGGCAAGGCCAAGUGCUCCGAGUUCACCGAAGCCCUGAUAAAGAACCUCAAGUGAUCGAGUUAACUGCUGAUAACUGCAAUUCUCUUUUAACCAUUAACUGAAUGUAAAACUUAAUUAAAGUUCAUGCGGUCCUUGUAA